Molecule: messenger RNA, 1441 nt
Organism: Musa acuminata subsp. malaccensis (wild Malaysian banana)
Lineage: Eukaryota; Viridiplantae; Streptophyta; Magnoliopsida; Zingiberales; Musaceae
Source: RefSeq, a predicted model, not a curated record
UUUGUUGCUAAUGAAAAUCUCUGGUUAAGCAGGGAUGAAGAUGGAAUAUAUUAUGCUCUUGAUUUAGGAGCUACUACUUGCCAAGUCUUGAGAAUUCAACUUGGUGGUAGAGGGUCUAAGAUCAUAAACCACAAAGUUGAACUACAUCAGAUUCCCCAGGAAUUGGCAUCCAGUACAAGUGAGGAACUUUUUGAUUUUAUUUCUUUGACAUUAAAAGAAUUUGUUGAACGAGAGGAAAAUGGUAUCGAUCAAGCACCAGAUGAGAGGAAGGAACUUGGUUUUACAUUUUCUUUUCCUAUCAGGCAAUUGUCUAUUUCUUCAGGUGUUCUUAUCAAAUGGACGAAAGGAUUUGCAAUUGAAGAUGUUGUUGGAAAAGAUGUUUCGCGGUGCUUAGAGGAAGCCAUGUCAAGAAAUGGAUUGAAUAUGCGGGUGGGAGCUUUGGUGAAUGAUACUGUAGGCACAUUAGCUCUUGGCCAUUAUUAUGAUAAAGACACUGUUGCUGCAGUGAUAAUUGGAACAGGCACCAAUGCAUGCUAUGUUGAGCGAUCUGAUGCACUUAUUAAGUCGCAAGGCCUUCUUACAAACUCUGGAGGCAUGGUUGUCAACAUGGAGUGGGGAAACUUCUGGUCAGCACAUCUUCCAAAGACCUCUUAUGAUAUUGCUCUGGAUGAAGAAAGUCCAAACCGAAAUGAGCAAGGUUUUGAGAAAAUGAUUUCAGGGAUGUAUUUGGGUGAAAUUGUUAGAAGGGUACUUCAUAGGAUUGCGGAGGAGUCAGAUAUUUUUGGAGAAUCUGCAUAUCAUCUGUCAGUACCAUUUAUCUUGAGGACACCUUUGAUGGCUGCGAUGCACGAAGAUGAUUCUCCUAACUUAAGAGAAGUUGGAAGGAUACUUGAAGAACAAUUUCAGAUGCCUGGUAUCUCUCUGAAAGCAAGAAUGCUUGUUGUGAGAGUUUGCGACAUAGUUACCAGAAGGGCUGCUAGGUUAACUGCAGCCGGAAUAAUCGGUAUACUAAAAAAAAUAGGAAGAGAUGGGAUCAGUGGCGUGGCUAGUGGAAGAGCCAAAGGCAAACCAAAGAGAUCAGUUGUCGCAAUUGAGAGGGGCCUUUAUACGAAUUAUUCAAUAUUUAGGGAAUAUAUGAAUGAAGCCAUCACAGAUAUAUUAGGGGAGGAGAUUGCCCAAAAUGUGGUUCUCAGGGUGGCAGAAGAUGGAUCGGGAAUAGGCGCUGCUCUCCUUAUUGCAACAUAUUCAUCCAAACGAUGAAUCACCCAAUACAAAUAUUUUUUUUUCUGUGCAAAUGUAAGAAAUUGUUUCAUAGUAAAAUUAGUAUAUAUAUUUGCAAAAAAGAAAAAAAAAUAUAUAUAAGGUGGUGUUGUGCAGAAACUCCCAGUAUCUUUAAAUCUGUUGUGGUGUGUAAAUAUCUUUGUUGCUUGCUGAACAACAG